CUGAAGUGAAGUUGAUGUUGUGUGUUUAUGUCUGUAUUCAUGCAGUAAAAUGGCAGAAGCCAGAGUCUCUCAGGAUGAGUUCAUAUGUGCAGUGUGUCAGGAUCUCCUGGAGGAUCCAGUGGCCAUUCCCUGUGGACACAGUUACUGUAAGAGCUGUAUUACAGCCUGCUGGGAUCAGGAGGAUCAGAUGAGAGUCUACAGCUGCCCUCAGUGCAGACAGACCUUCAGUCCAAGACCUGCUUUAGCUAGAAACACCAUGCUGGCUGAAGUGGUGGAGAAACUGAAGAAGACCAAUCUUCCUGCUGACUUUGACGCUGGAGCUGGAGAUGUGCAGUGUGACGUCUGUACUGGAAGAAAAUACAAAGCUGUCAAGUCCUGUCUGGUGUGUCUGAACUCUUACUGUCAGAAUCACCUCAAACAACAUGAGAGUUUCUUUAAAGGAAAGAGACACAAUUUGACUGAAGCCACUGGACGACUGCAGGAGAUGAUCUGCCAGAAACAUGAGAAGCUCCUCGAGGUUUUCUGUCGCACUGACCAGAAUUGUAUAUGUAUGCUGUGUACGAUUAUUGAACAUAAAAACCACGACAUUGUAUCAGCUGCAGCACAGAGGACAGAGAAACAGAAGCAGCUGAAGGAGACGCAGAAGACACUCCAGCAGAGAAUCCAGCAGAGAGAGAAAGAUCUUCAGCGGCUGAGAGAGUCUGUGGAGUCUCAUAAGCGCUCUGCACAGACAGCAGUGGAGGACAGUGAGAGGAUCUUUACUGAGCUCAUCCGCUCCAUUGAGAGACGCCGCUCUGAGCUGAUACGGCUGAUCAGAGAUCAGGAAAAGCAAGCAGUGAGUCGAGCUGAAGGACGACUGGAGCGACUGCAGCAGGAGAUCAAUGAUCUGAGGAGGAGAGACGCUGAGCUGGAGCAGCUUUCACACACACAGGAUCACAUCCAGUUCCUCCAGAGUUUCCAGUCUCUCUCAGCACCUCCUGAAUACACAGAUGUACAUGAUGAUGCCUUCAUUUCUCUUUUCCCUUUUGAUGAUUUGAGAGAAUCUGUCCAUCAGCUGAGAGACAAACUGGAGGAUUUCUGCAAAGAGGAGCUCAAGAAGAUCUCAGACAGAGUCACACUCACCAACAUUGUUCUCUGGACCAGGAACGACUUCCUACAAUAUUCCCAUCAGCUCACUCUGGAUCUGAACACAGCGCAUAAACUCCUCCAUCUGUCUGAGAGAAACAGAGCGAUUACUAACACUGGCAAAGUCCAGUCGUAUCCUGAUCAUCCAGACAGAUUUGAUUAUUACCGUCAGGUGUUGUGUAGAGAGAGUGUGUGUGGACGCUGUUACUGGGAGCUGCAGUGGAGUGAAUAUGUGCGUAUAUCAGUGUCAUAUAAGAGCAUCAGCAGGAAGGGACAGCGUAAUGAGUGUAUCUUUGGACAUAAUAAUCAGUCCUGGAGUUUGUCCUGCUCUCCCUCCAGAUACUCAUUCAGACACAAUAAUAUAGAGACUCGUCUCCCUGUGAAGUCCAUCAUCAGGAGAAUAGGAGUGUAUGAUGAUGAUGAUGAUGAUGAUGAUGAUGAUGAUGAUGUCAGGAGAAUAGGAGUGUUUGUGGAUCACGGUGCAGGAACUCUGUCCUUCUACAGCGUCUCUGACACAAUGAGCCUCAUCCACACAGUCCAGACCACAUUCACUCAGCCGCUCUAUCCUGGGUUUGGGUUUGGUAUUUUUGAUUAUGGAUCAUCAGUGAAACUGUGUUGAUGAAGCAGAAUAGACUGACGAGAGAUUCAACCCAUAAUGCUUUGAGUUACAUGAUGAAUCAGUAACAGUGAGAUGUUAUACAGUCUCUUCUUUUCUCUUCAUGACAUUAAUACUGCAGCUGAACUUCUGUCAGUGAAAUAACAUGAAUCAGAAUAAAUGUGUGUAAUAAAUCCUCAUAUAGACAGUAAUAUCAGUGUGUGUGUGAGUCUUGCUGAGUGGUUUAUGUGCUUUUCUUUACCUCUGUGUUGAUCAAAAUCAGUCAUUUAGUUUAUAUUGUAGUGUCACUUUUUUUCUAAAUUAAAAUCAAAUGAUCACACAAAGUCGGUAAAUAAUUUUCAUUAUUCUCCUUAUGGAGCUCCGGCCCUUUUCAGUGUUUUGUGUUCUUUUGUCUUCUGGCAUCACAUGCUGCUGUUUUUAUUGUCAUACAUUUAGCUGUUAACCUCGGAAUUCAUUUUUAUUUGUAAGUUACAGAUUGUCAAUAUUUUGUGUUACAGUUUUUCUUGAUUGCUAACACAUAACUGAUUAACCAUUCAUUCAGUUCUCGAAACAAAGACACAUUUCUCAAAAAUUUUAACACGUCACCUGUUUUCACACACGCUUCAUUUUGCUCAAUCUUUUCUGCAAAACUCUACACAAAAAUGUCCUCAUUUUGCACAAGCUUGACCAUGUUCUCAUUCAGAACACACGAGAACACAAUAUAAUUAUAUUCAUCACAAUAUGAACUCAGAUUUACCCAUGUGUGAACAUUAAGUAACAAAAGUGAUGACACACAGGUCAGAAUCUCAGGAUGAUAUUAACAGGAGCACAGCUGAUAUUUGCUUUGGAAAAUAAAUCCUAGUGGUGCUAGACAAAGAGGAAAAGAAGAGAGAGAGAAAAAACUAAGGGGACGGGGUCAAAGGUCAUUUGUUUCUGACGAAAUAUAAAGCAAUGUAGUUGUUCAUGUUCUUUUGCAGGAAUGAUCAUGAGGGAAGUUGGCUUACAGGCCAAAGAAUUACAGAAAACGGAUAAUUUUUAUUAGCUGUUUAAGCUUUUAUGCCUAAGAUGUUAGUGCACAGAGAUCUGUAGGUCUGCCUGAGAGGAAACCGGUUGUGUCCGGGGUGAGAGGGGUCUGUGAUGAUGUUACCUGCCCGUUUCUUCACUCUGGAGUUGUACAAGUCCUGAAGGUUGGGCGGGUGCACACCAGUUAUCCUUUCUUACCGAAGUGUGACCCUUUUCUUAACCCUAGGGGUUAAUUUUAUUAUUUCUCUAACACAAAUCCUGGAUC
This is a messenger RNA of Onychostoma macrolepis, 3008 nucleotides long. RefSeq names its product tripartite motif-containing protein 16-like. The record is from RefSeq and is a predicted model, not a curated record. Gene Ontology annotation, molecular function: protein binding; zinc ion binding. The coding region runs from base 50 to 1744 and encodes 564 amino acids. Lineage: Eukaryota; Metazoa; Chordata; Actinopteri; Cypriniformes; Cyprinidae. The transcript has 6 exons.